UGGAGGACUUUUGAGUCCUGACGCUGCCAUUAAUUUCCAAGGAAAAACCAGCCGCCAGCAGGUGGACCUUGUUAAUAAUUUGGGACCCUCUCUCGAAUAUGCAGAAUGUAAGAGGAUGAGGAGGAUCACUUUGUGAGUCCAUGUCUUAGAUGCAUAGUGAUGGGGCGUACUGCGCAGUCUGUUUCUCGUUUCUUCUCUCUUCGGAAGAAGAAACAAAAUGAUUGGGCGUUUCCAGAAGAAUUAUGCCGUCGUUUUACACUUGCUGAGAUCAGUGCAGCAACUCAAUGUUUCGACCAAACCUUAUGUAUUGGUGAGAGUGUCUUUGGCACAGUAUACAAAGGGCGUAUUAAGGUCGAUGGGGAUGCGGACAGGAAAGACGUCGUUGCAAUCAAGCGCUUUUCCGGAGAUUCAAUCCAGGGAGUGUGUGAGUUCAGGGCGGAGGUACAGCUACUAUGCCAGCUCCGCCACCCAAACCUCAUCUCUCUCGUUGGAUUCUGCCAAGAAAAUGGAGAUUGUUUCAUUGUCUACGACUACGUGCCCAACGGUACCCUCUCUGAUUACCUCUUUGAUCCUUCCAAUAUUAAAAAUAAAGAUCCCUUUCCCUUGACUUGGAAGCAAAGGUUGAAAAUUUGUAUUGGGGUGGCUCGCUCAAUACACUACCUUCACGCGGGGGUUAAGCAUGCUGUCAUCCAUCGAGACAUAAAAUGCUCCAUCAUUCUAUUAGACCAAAACUUGGUGCCCAAGCUUUCUGGCUUCGCGUUGUCCAAGAUGGGUCCUCCUGUCUUGUCAAAUCCAUUAAUCAAAUUAAACUUGCCGGUGUCUGGUACAAUCGGGUAUCUUGAUCCAGAGUAUGUAUCUUCCGGGCAACUUACCGAAAAAUCUGAUGUCUUUUCAUUUGGAAUGGUGUUAUUCGAUGUGUUGUGUGCCAAAACUUAUGCAAAAUUGUUAAUAGAAAGCCCGGACGGCAGCGUGAUUUUCCCGGAUAUGAUUGAUCCAUUUCUGAAGGGAAAAGUAGCUCCGGAUUGUUUGAAAAAAAUUAUGAACAUCGCCGUGAGAUGCCUGCGUCUGAGAGGAGCUGAACGGCCCACGAUGGGUGAAGUGCAGGUGGAACUUGAGUGCGCACUGGAGUUGCAGGAAAGGGCAGACGCCGUCAAGCAGCCCAAGGAGUUGGGGACAAGUGCAAGCACUUCUCUUGCUCCUCCUCUUCCUGCCCAUGACAUGGAGGACUAUACCUACGAAAAUAUAUCAUUUUCUGAGAUCAAUGAAACUUUCUGUAUAUUAGUGAGCUUCAUUUAGUACUGAUGAGGCAGCUUCUGUUGAUAGUAUUGCUAGCCUUGAUCCUAACAGGGAAGCAAUAACAUAUAAGAAAUAUUGGGUGAUAUGCAAUAACUAUACUCUUGAAAGAAAUAAACUUUGGUUUAUCCAUCUGAGGAA
This is a messenger RNA of Malus domestica (apple), 1434 nucleotides long. RefSeq names its product receptor-like protein kinase FERONIA. Gene Ontology annotation, cellular component: plasmodesma; plasma membrane. The record is from RefSeq and is a predicted model, not a curated record. Gene Ontology annotation, molecular function: transmembrane receptor protein tyrosine kinase activity; ATP binding. NCBI's taxonomy places the organism in Eukaryota, Viridiplantae, Streptophyta, Magnoliopsida, Rosales, Rosaceae. Gene Ontology annotation, biological process: protein autophosphorylation.